This is a messenger RNA of Culex quinquefasciatus (southern house mosquito), 1437 nucleotides long. RefSeq lists its product as uncharacterized. Bases 1 to 1437 code for a protein of 478 amino acids. The transcript has a single exon. Gene Ontology annotation, molecular function: nucleic acid binding. Gene Ontology annotation, biological process: DNA integration. NCBI's taxonomy places the organism in Eukaryota, Metazoa, Arthropoda, Insecta, Diptera, Culicidae. The record is from RefSeq and is a predicted model, not a curated record.
AUGUACAGCUGCCAGCUGUUCAACGCCAACGUCGCACGUUCAACCGACCGUGACCGUGCAGCCGGAAAGUUAGCAGAGAAGCUGCUGCAGUCUGUAAACUUAGCCAGCAACGAGGGGCAGUUCCGUUUGGUUUGGGACCCGGGAGUGCAGCCGAGCUCUGCUUCCCGCUCAACCACUCAACUGACCGAAGAACACACACUACAUGGCAGCAAGUUCGGGACAAAGGAUGCGCAUCUGAUCCGAGAGCAUGAAAUACCAACGAACUCCAGCGUGGUCAGCGGCCGAUUCUCUUCUAGCGGGUUUGAUCUACUGCUGUGGUGGGAAGGCCCCCCAUGGCUCAAGCUAUCUCCUGAACACUGGCCGUCUCAACCGGUGCUGGAUCGUGACGAGGAAGCAGACCAUGAAAGACGUCACGUAGCAGCGAACCUAGCUGGCGGACAGCAGAUAGAUUUCCCGAGUUUCAUCAUCAGCAAGUUUUCCAACUACCGGAGCCUGAUUCGAAGCGUAGCGUACUGGUCGAGGCUGAUGAAGAUCCUGCGGCACGAAGAAGGCGUAGAUCAGCGAGGUCUUCCAACAGCACGGGAGCUGAAGGAAGCGGAACACACCAUGAUUCGUCUCGUGCAGAAGGAAGAAUUCAAGGCGGAGUGGCAAGCACUGUCCAACGGCGAAUCUGUAGGAAGGAACUCACCCCUGCGGUGGUUCAACCCGAAGUUAGCAGACGACAACCUGAUCCGAGUCGGUGGACGGUUAGGUCACUCACAGGAAACCGACAGCACGAAACAUCCGAUAGUUUUACCCGCUCGGCACCCGCUGACCAAGAUGCUGUUCGAGGACUACCACGAACGUUUACUUCACGCGGGACCGCAGCUGAUGCUCGCGACAGUUCGACUCAAGUACUGGCCGCUUGGAGGUCGAAGCGUAGCACGCCAGAUCGUGCACAACUGCCAGCGUUGCUUCCGAACGAAACCCAUCCAAAUCCAGCAGUUCAUGGGAGAACUGCCUUCGGCACGCGUCACGGUGGCGCGUCCAUUUUCCAAGGUCGGCGUGGAUUACUUCGGACCGGUCUACAUUCGCCCCGGUCCGCGUAGAGUAGCCAUCAAAGCUUACGUAGCCGUAUUCGUGUGCAUGUGCACGAAAGCGGCGCAUCUGGAACUGGUAACGGACCUUUCUACCGACCGCUUCAACCAGGCUCUGCGAAGGUUCAUCGGGAGAAGAGGCCUGCCAGCAGAAAUCUUCUCAGACAACGGGACCAACUUCGUUGGCGCUCGUAAUCAACUUCAAAACCUGUUUGAACUGCUUCGCAGCAAGGAUCACAGCGAGAAGGUUUCCAAGGAGUGCGCUGAUCAAGGGAUUCAGUGGCAUUUCAACCCACCGGGCGCUCCCCAUUUCGGAGGACUUUGGGAGGCCGCGGUACGAUCGGCCAAACCCAUCUCCUGA